UCUAAACUAAAGUAGACUGUAGACCACACCUGAGACUGAGAGCAGUCCCUCAAAAACAGAACACCAUAGAAACCAUGAUCACAGUAGCAGCAACCGCCGCCAACACCACCACCACCAUCUCCACCUUAUUAGCCAUAGCCACCUCCUUUCUCCUCCUCCUCAUCACUUCAUCCCCAACAACCCCAAAAUCCAGCAACUACCACACCCUCUUCCUCUCCACCUCCCUCUCCACCAAUGUCUCCAUAUCCAACCACCUCCAAGCUCUCACCCACAGACCCCACAUAGCAUCAUCCGAAGCUAACUCCCAAGCUGCAAACUACGUCCUCAAAGUCUUCACUUCCUCAAACAUACCCUCUCACAUGGCUUCCUAUCAUGUUCUCCUCUCAUACCCUCUCUCCCGCUCGUUGCUUCUCACUACUACUCCCCAAGAACCUCCCUUUAGCUUCUCCUUGAAGCAAGAACCGUAUAAGGGUGACCCUUAUGCGGCUGUUUCCGGUGAGGUAGUUCCAACGUUCCAUGCAUAUGCAAAGUCAGGAACUGCGGAAGGACCUGUGGUUUACGUGAACUAUGGAAGAGUGGAGGACUAUUUGAGUCUGAGGAAGAAGAUGGGUGUGAAUGUUUCAGGCUGUGUUGUGUUGGCAAGGUAUGGGAAGAUAUUUAGAGGGGAUAUUGUGAAGAAUGCUUAUGAUGAAGGUGCUGUUGGGGUGGUGGUGUAUUCUGAUCGGAAGGACUACGGUGGUGGUGACGACGACGGUGGAAGGUGGUUUCCUGAUGGCAAGUGGCUGCCACCAAGUGGGGUCCAGGUGGGGUCAGUGUAUCAGGGGACUGGUGAUCCCUCAACACCAGGUUGGGCGAGUAGUGGUGGUGAUGGUGAGUGUGAGAGAUUAACCAAGGAGGAGGUGGAGAAGGAAGGUGAUGUUCCUCUUAUACCUUCAUUGCCAGUGUCUGGUGCAGAUGGUGAGAAGAUUCUGAGGUCAAUUGGUGGACCUGUUGCUGAACAUGAUUGGCAAGGAAGCAAAGAUGCUCCUACUUACAGGGUUGGACCGGGGCCAGGAAUUCUCAACCUCACUUUCAAGGGGCAGGAGAAUAUUGCAUCAAUUCAAAAUGUUAUUGGUGUAAUUGAAGGAGCAGAAGAGCCUGACCGAUAUGUCAUUCUAGGAAACCAUAGGGAUGCAUGGACAUUUGGAGCUGUUGAUCCAAAUAGUGGCACUGCAGCAUUACUUGAGAUUGCUCAAAGAUUUGGGAAGCUUCAAAAACAAGGGUGGAAGCCUAGAAGAACAAUUAUAUUAUGCAAUUGGGAUGCUGAGGAAUAUGGCCUUAUAGGAUCAACAGAAUGGGUAGAAGAGAACAGAGAACUUCUUGCUUCAAGAGCUGUGGCUUACUUGAAUUCUGAUUGUGCUGUUGGUGGAGCAGGGUUCAAUGUCAUGGCUACUCCCCAGCUUGAUGAAUUGAUCAAAAAAGCAACUCAGCAGGUCACAGACCCAGAUAACUCAUCACAGAGCCUUUAUGAAGCUUGGACUAGUUCUGGCACCUCUCCUUUGAUUGGAAGAUUAGGUGGUGGAGGAUCAGAUUAUAAACCUUUUGUGCAGCAUGUGGGAAUUCCAUCAAUUGAUUUAGCCUUUGGAGGAGACACUGCAGAUUAUCCAGUAUACCACUCACUGUAUGAUGAUUUCAUCUGGAUGCAGAAAUUUGGAGAUCCUAUGUUUCAUAGGCAUGUUGCAGCUGCAAGUGUUUGGGGUCUAGUAGCAUUAUGGCUAGCAGAUGAGGAGUUCUUACCUUUUGAUUAUCAAUCCUAUGCUAAGGAGCUCCAGCUUAAUGUGAAGAACUUGGAAGGUGAGAUUUCAAAUAAAGACAUAAAUUUGUCUCCUAUAUUGAAGUCAAUCAAGGAGCUUGAGAAAGCAGCAAUCAAGAUAAAUGACCAGAGAAAGGAAAUAGAAGCAAGUAAAGGUUGGAGAGCAUGGAAAGAGUACCAAAUGAAAGUGAGAGAUGUGAAUGAUAGACUUAUGAUGGCUGAACGUGCAUUCACUGACAGAGAUGGCCUCUUAGGAAUGACAUGGCAUAAGCAUUUGAUAUAUGGUCCAACAAAAAAUAAUGACUACGGCUCUCAAUCUUUCCCGGGAAUAGGUGAUGCUGUGAGAGUGGCAAAAAAUCUACAAACUGCAGAGUCAUGGCAUCGUGUACAACAUGAAGUUUGGAGAGUCUCAAGAGUCAUCAAACAUGCCUCAUUAGUUCUCAUUGGUCAAUUAACAUGAACAUUUAUUACUUGCACAUAAUUUAUUUUGGUUAUAAGUGUGCGUGUGUGUAUAUAUAUACAUGGGCAUGGCUCUCUCUCUUAAUAAUGAGAUCAAUUUGGAUCCUUUUGCAUUGUACUCUAAGCUAAUAAAAUAUUGGCAUUAUGAAAGGAUUGAAGGGACUACUAAAA
Molecule: messenger RNA, 2422 nt
Organism: Arachis stenosperma
Lineage: Eukaryota; Viridiplantae; Streptophyta; Magnoliopsida; Fabales; Fabaceae
Product: probable glutamate carboxypeptidase LAMP1
Exons: 13
Coding region: 75-2252 (725 amino acids)
Molecular function (GO): carboxypeptidase activity
Source: RefSeq, a predicted model, not a curated record